AUGCCAGUAGUCGACGCAGAGUCGGCUCCAAUCCCGACGAUACCUCCUUUGCCCUCGCCGGUGAUGUUCCAGCGCUAUCCAGCCGAGCGCUGCAGUUCACCGCCAGGACCAGCUACGGCAGUUAUAGCAUCGGCGAGAGUAGAAUAUCGGCCUGGUGCAGAAAACCGUAGCAUCGCGGCAGCUGCACGGGCAGCAGCAACACGGAGGAAUGAAUCUCCAUUUCUAGUUCCCGACACAGCGAUGGCACGUCUUGCGUGUUAG
Molecule: messenger RNA, 261 nt
Organism: Penicillium canescens
Lineage: Eukaryota; Fungi; Ascomycota; Eurotiomycetes; Eurotiales; Aspergillaceae
Exons: 1
Coding region: 1-261 (86 amino acids)
Source: RefSeq, a predicted model, not a curated record